CCGAGCCGCACACACGUCCCCGAGCUGCCCGCGUGCCCAUGGAGCUCUUCGAGACCAACCCUUAUUUUUUCCCGGACCAGAGGUUUUAUGAUGGGGAAAAUUUCCUGGGCUCCCGCUUGCAGGGCUACGAGCCAGCGGCGUUCCCCGAGCGGCCCGAGGUAGCCCUGUGUCCUGAGGGCAGGGUGGCUUUGGAGGAGAAGGACUCAGCCCUGCCCGAGCAUUGCCCCGGGCAAUGCCUGCCCUGGGCCUGCAAGGUUUGCAAGCGGAAGACGGUCUCCAUCGACCGGCGGCGGGCAGCCACCCUGCGGGAGAAACGCAGGUUGAAGAAGGUGAACGAAGCCUUCGAGGCAUUGAAACGCAGCACCCUGCUCAACCCCAACCAGCGGCUGCCCAAGGUGGAGAUCCUGCGCAGCGCCAUCCAGUACAUCGAGCGCCUGCAGAGCUUGCUCAGCACCCUCAACCAGCAGGAGCGGGAGCAGAGGGACCUGCGCUUCCGCCCCGCCGCUCCCCAGCCCGGGGCGGCCAGCGAGUGCGGGUCCGGCAGCUCAUCCUGCAGCCCCGAGUGGAGCAGCCAGCUGGAGUUCGGCACCAACCCUGCGGAUCACCUCCUGGCCGACGACACGGCAGAGGACCGCAACCUCCACUCGCUCUCCUCCAUCGUGGAGAGCAUCGCCGUGGAGGACGUGGCUGUGACGUUCCAGGAGGAGCGGGUUCAAAACUGAGCCGGCGCAAACCCCGGCAGCUCUUUGAGCUGGUAACGGGGUGGGAAUGAGACGCCGGAAGGGUCCAGCCGCUGGACAUC
Pygoscelis adeliae (Adelie penguin) is the source of this 802-nucleotide messenger RNA. RefSeq names its product myogenin (myogenic factor 4) (gene MYOG). Bases 39 to 722 code for a protein of 227 amino acids. The record is from RefSeq and is a predicted model, not a curated record. Gene Ontology annotation, molecular function: RNA polymerase II cis-regulatory region sequence-specific DNA binding; protein dimerization activity; DNA-binding transcription factor activity, RNA polymerase II-specific. The transcript is spliced from 3 exons. Gene Ontology annotation, biological process: positive regulation of myoblast differentiation; muscle organ development; positive regulation of transcription by RNA polymerase II. NCBI's taxonomy places the organism in Eukaryota, Metazoa, Chordata, Aves, Sphenisciformes, Spheniscidae.